AUGGCAACCAGUGCGAGUAAUCAAUCAGAUAACAUAUCUGAUGACAACGAUGUAUUUACUACACCAAUAUUGGAGCAUACGAUCAAAUUUUAUAUACUACUUACUUUACAAGUUCCUUCUCUUGCCUGUGUAUUUUUUAUAUUAUAUCAUUUCAAAUGGCGUCGUUUACACAGUCAAAUAUAUGGAAUUCUUAUUAUUGAGAAUGGUUUAAUUAUUACAAUUGAAUUACCUAUUACUCUUUUUUUCCUAUAUAGAGGAGAUGUUCAUACUGAAACUAUAUGUCCAAUUUGGAUUAGUUUAAAUUAUUCAUUGUUUUACUUGAGUAUUGCAUUAAUGGCAUGGACAUCAUUUGAACGAUAUUUAUUUAUUUAUUAUGAAAAUGUUAUUACAAAACAUUAUUUAUUAUUACAUUAUUUUCCUAUUGCAUGUCUUAUUUUAUAUGGACCCUUAUUUUAUCUUUCUCUGGUAUACUUAUAUAAAUGUCAAUCUUAUUAUGAUAUUCAUGCAUUUGUUUGUGGUGGUACAUGUUAUCAAUAUGAACUUGCACUUGGUUUAUUUGAUUGGAUUGGAAAUAUAAUAACACCAAUAUUUAUCACUUUUUUCAUUAAUAUUAUCAUAGUUAUUCGUCAUUUUUUACAAAAGCAUCGUAUGAGAGAAGCAAUAGUGUCUAUAAAUAGACAUCAACAAUGGCGUCGUUCAGCUAAAAUGACUGUACAAUUAUUAGCUACUUCAAUGUUAUAUAUAAUCGGUUGGGUUCCAUAUACAACAAUAGGACUUAUUCAAAUAUUUGAAAAUACGGAACAAUUAGCUUCUCUUCUCUCAACAGUUUUUGUCUUUAUUCCAUAUAUGCAAACUUUAUUUCUACCAAUUAUUUGUCUUUUAUUCAUGCCAGAUAUUCGACACAAAUUUUAUUCUACAUUGGUUGAAUUAUAUGCUGUGAAGAUAUUUCGUCGUGGAAAUCGAAUACAAAUUAUCGAGAAUCAAUCAAUGAUGACUGCUCGACCACCAUUAGCUAGUAAACAACCAAAUUAG
Adineta steineri is the source of this 1032-nucleotide messenger RNA. Lineage: Eukaryota; Metazoa; Rotifera; Eurotatoria; Adinetida; Adinetidae. The record is from the annotation of a GenBank genome assembly.